AAGUAAAGUCAUCAUCUAUCAUCUCACUUGCUUAGCGAACAAAGUAUUAAAAACCCUCAAACUAAUCCACAAUGUUAGAAGAAUUAUCUCCCAUCAGUUUGUUCUCAACAUUUGGAUGGCCCUUGGAGGAAGCCAUAAGCCAUGAACAGCACUACAGCUUUAGAGAUGGUGAAACUCCAGAGUCAUUCACUCACUUCCCUCCAUCUCAGCCAGAUGUAAGACAGCUUGAUCGCUCCACAUCAUUCACGGCCCACAGUGGAAGCGGUGACCCUAGCAUGGUUAAGAAGCUUAACCACAACGCUAGCGAACGUGACCGUCGCAAGAAGAUCAACAGUUUGUAUUCUUCACUCCGUUCACUACUUCCUGCAGCCGAUCAAAGGAAGAAAUUAAGCAUACCGUAUACAGUUUCACGUGUGCUUGAAUACAUACCAAAACUUCAACAACAAGUGGAGAGACUGAUUCAAAGGAAGGAGGAGCUUCUAUCGAAGUUAUCUAGGCAAGCUGACGAUUUAACUCAUCAAGAAAAUCAAAGAAAAGGCACCAUGUAUAGCUCUUUAUCAUCGGUAUCGGCGAGCCGUCUCGGUGACAGGGAAGUUGUCAUUCAUAUCUCAACUAACAAGCUCCAUAGAAGUUCAUUAUCAGAAAUCUUGGUUAAUUUAGAGGAGGCUGGACUUCUUCUACUAAAUUCUUCUUCCUUCGACGAGUCCUUUGGAGGCAGAGUCUUCUAUAAUUUACACCUUCAGGCCAUGGAAGGAACUUACACAGUAGAGUGCGAGGCCUUGAAUGAGAGGCUUGUGUCCUUGUGCGAGAAGAGGGAGUCGUUGUUUCCAUUAAAUUCAAGCUCUCCAUAUUCUAGCUGUAUAUUCUAGUUACAUGUACCAGAGUUCAAGAUAAUUUGUUUAGAUACUGUCGCAAAAACCUUCUAAGUAUUUUAUCUAAGACAAUUUCAAAGAUAUAA
Messenger RNA from Populus nigra (black poplar), 958 nucleotides. Its product is annotated as transcription factor ORG2-like. The coding region runs from base 72 to 869 and encodes 265 amino acids. The record is from RefSeq and is a predicted model, not a curated record. Gene Ontology annotation, molecular function: RNA polymerase II transcription regulatory region sequence-specific DNA binding; DNA-binding transcription factor activity, RNA polymerase II-specific; protein dimerization activity. Gene Ontology annotation, biological process: regulation of transcription by RNA polymerase II. Gene Ontology annotation, cellular component: RNA polymerase II transcription regulator complex. The transcript has 3 exons. Lineage: Eukaryota; Viridiplantae; Streptophyta; Magnoliopsida; Malpighiales; Salicaceae.